This is a messenger RNA of Xiphias gladius (swordfish), 5266 nucleotides long. RefSeq names its product SCY1 like pseudokinase 2 (gene scyl2). Lineage: Eukaryota; Metazoa; Chordata; Actinopteri; Istiophoriformes; Xiphiidae. The transcript is spliced from 18 exons. The coding region runs from base 161 to 2926 and encodes 921 amino acids. The record is from RefSeq and is a predicted model, not a curated record. Gene Ontology annotation, biological process: protein phosphorylation. Gene Ontology annotation, molecular function: ATP binding; protein kinase activity.
UCACUAGCGUACUAAGCUAACUCAUUUCGUAUGCUACUGGAAGACAUGGGGGCUGUGUUUCACAGCCAUUACUGACAGCGCUACUGCUGAGAGUCCACAUAACCUAAGAAAUAGAACUGAGAGCCCUUUUCAUAUUAAGCUGCCAGGUCAGACCCUGAACAUGGAAUCCAUGCUGAACAAGCUAAAAAGCACCGUCACUAAGGUGACGGCAGACGUCACCAGCGCUGUCAUGGGCAACCCGGUGACACGGGAGUUUGAGGUUGGACGACAUAUUGCCAGCGGGGGUCCCGGCAUGUGCUGGAGGAUCUACAAUGGCACCAAGAAGUCCACCAAACAGGAAGUGGCAGUGUUUGUGUUUGAUAAGAAGAUGAUUGACAAGUAUCAGAAAUUUGAGAAGGACCAAAUCAUCGAUUCGCUGAAAAGAGGUGUGCAGCAGCUGACCAGACUUCGUCACCCCCGUCUCCUGACUGUGCAGCAUCCUCUUGAAGAGUCACGAGACUGCCUGGCGUUCUGUACGGAGCCAGUGUUUGCCAGUCUGUCCAAUGUGCUGGGCCAGUGGGACAACCUGCCCAGCCCCGUGCCCAAUGACAUCAAGGAGUACAAACUCUAUGAUGUGGAAACCAAGUAUGGCUUGCUACAGAUCUCAGAGGGUUUGUCGUUUCUGCACAGCGGGGUGAAAAUGGUCCAUGGCAACCUGUGUCCGGAGAACAUCAUCCUCAACAAGAGUGGAGCUUGGAAGAUCAUGGGCUUUGACUUCAGCAUCUCCUCUACAAACCCCUCAGAUGCUGAGCCCAAGUACACAUGUAAAGAGUGGGAGCCCAACCUCCCUCCACUCUGCCUCCCUAACCCUGAGUACCUCGCCCCUGAGUAUAUCCUGUCCGUCAGCUGUGACUCUGCCUCCGACAUGUACUCGCUGGGCGUGGUCAUGCAUGCAAUCUUCAAUGAGUGCAAGCCUGUUUUCCAAGUCAACAAGCAUGACAUCUUUAAGAGCUUCAGCAGGCAGCUGGACCAGCUGAGCAGCAUGAAUCCAGCACUGCUGAAUAAGAUCCCUGAGGAGGUGCGGGAGCAUGUCAAAAUGCUGCUCAGUGUCACGCCCAAUGUCCGGCCUGAUGCCGACCAGAUGACCAAGAUACCAUUUUUUGAUGACGUGGGUGCUGUUACUCUUCAGUACUUUGACUCCCUCUUCCAAAGGGACAACCUACAGAAGUCUCAGUUCUACAAAGGCCUCCCCAAAGUCCUGCCCAAACUGCCCAAGCGAGUUGUGGUGUAUCGAAUCUUGCCGGCGUUGACCUCUGAGUUUGUCAACCCGGACAUGGUUCCCUUCGUGCUGCCCAAUGUGCUGCUGAUCGCUGAGGAGUGCACUAAGGAGGAGUAUGUUCGUCUCAUCUUGCCUGACCUCUCACCUGUGUUCAAGCAGCAAGAGCCUAUUCAGAUCCUACUGAUCUUCCUGCAAAAGAUGGACCUGCUGCUGACCAAAACGCCGGCGGAGGACAUUAAGAACAGCGUGUUGCCUAUGGUCUACAGAGCUCUGGAAGCCCCUUCUGUACAGAUUCAGGAGCUGUGCCUGAACAUCAUCCCGACGUUUGCCAACCUGAUUGACUACCCCUCCAUGAAGAACUCCCUCAUCCCUCGAAUCAAAUCAGCCUGCCUAAAGACCUCCUCACUAGCUGUACGAGUAAACUCUCUGGUGUGUCUGGGGAAGAUUUUGGAAUAUCUAGACAAGUGGUUUGUCAUUGAUGAGAUCCUGCCCUUCCUACAACAGAUCCCCUCUAGAGAACCAGCAGUACUCAUGGGCAUUCUAGGAAUCUAUAAAUGCACCUUCAGCCACAAGAAGCUGGGCAUUCCCAAAGAGCACCUUGCCGCCAAGAGCCUGCCCCACCUUGUCUCUCUUAGUAUAGACAGCAACCUGAACCUGAAUCAGUUUAACUCGUUCAUGAUGGUCAUACGGGACAUGCUGAGUCGCAUGGAGGCUGAACACAAGACCAAGUUGGAGCAGCUGCACGUCAUGCAGGAGCAGCAGAGGAGUAUGAACAUUUCAAACCCAGGGAACCAAUCAGAGGAGACCAAGAGCCCACCAAGCUCCGGCAACCAGAUUGACGAUAUCUUUGGCAGCCCAGGGGUUAAUGGGAAAGAGAAUGGAUCUGCAGCGGUAGCCUCACAGCCUAAUAGAAUGUCUCUGACUCUAGAAGAGAAACAGCGAUUGGCUAAGGAGCAGGAGCAAGCGGCCAAACUGAGGAGCCAGCAGCCGUUAGCACCACAGACUCUCAAACCAGCUACCACCACCAACUCACAGACUAAGGAUCUGACCAGCAGCCUUCUCAACAACAUAACAUCGCUAAACAGCCUGUCCUUGGCCAACACAGCACGACCAGCACCAGUGCAGGGCACCACCAUCUCUGCCUUCCCCUCCUCUAGCCCCAUGGUUGGCUCCAUGGGCGCCCAAGUCUCUAAUGGCUUCAACCCACCCAUGAGCUUCCAGACAGGAGGCAUGGGCAUGGGCAUGCGUCCCGCGGGCCCCGGCCUCUACGGCGGCAUGGCCACCACCACCAGCACCCCAAACUUUGGAGCGCUCACACAGAAUCAAGCCCCCAUAGGGCAGACGAAUAAAGCCCCCGACAUGUCAGCCUUGGACAGUCUUUUUACACCCAGCAAGCCCAAAGUCACCCUCAACCAAAUGGGUCCCACGCCUACACCUGGAAGCAACACUCCUUGGCUCAGUCAGUUCGGUUCAGCACAGAACGCUCAGACUCAGAUGCAGGGUGUGUCGGUAGGUAUGGGAGGGGUGCCAAGUGGGUUUGGGAUGCAAGCAAACCCUUUUUUCAGCCCGCAGAACUUUUCUCAAUCUGCUGCUGCCGCUAGCAUGAACCAAAGUGGAGUUAAACAUAGUGCAUCUGUCAACAAUGAUCUGAAAGACUUAUUUGGCUAAAUGUAAGUGAAAAGAUGCCAGGUUAAGUAUGUAAUUGUAAUAACUUUGGACAGAAGAGCCUUUAAUUCUCACAGAACAAGACACUGAUUGAAUGUGAAGAUUUAAAAUCCUUUCAAGGAUGUUGCUGUCUGUAUUUUUAAUGCGACCUGGUUUAAAUUCUGAAUCUUGCUCACCUUUAGCUGGCAAGUUAACCUGCACCUGAAUUCCAUUUCUACUUGACCAGGACAAAAAGGGCGGGGUGGGAACUACUACUUCUAUGCUGUGUUCUUUAAAUGCUGGGGGUUUCCUACUGUUUUGUACUUGACAUUCUUGGGAGUCCAAAUGUCAUGGGUUGAGAUAAAUCCCAACUCAGUUUAUUCAGGAAGGUUUUGUGUUCAUUUUAUGAAUGAUUGAGUGGAUCGAUUGCAUUGCACUUCCUGAAAAAGAUGCAUCAGAAUCACAUGUCAGAAUUGGCAGAAAAAAAUGGGAAAAGUGGCUUCCAUGCCACACAUCUGCUGAGUUUCAGGCUUCUGUACCUUUUAUCGUUUCUCCAGACUAUUUUAGGAUUUGCUGCAUAUCUAAAGUGAUCAGAGGGUUGACUUAAAAACAAAUACCGCAUACACCCAAAUGUCUGAGCCCGGUGGGAGAUACCAUACCAAGUGUGGCACUGUAAAAGCUGCAGUCACAGACCUGCAUCCAGAAAGGCUCCUCUGUGGAGACGAUCUGAAAGGGGGCGUAGAAAACUUGACUGCCCAGCAGUUGCGGUUUAGAUGGGGCAAACAGAGUAACCCCUCUGCAGUCCAUCUCCAUGGUAACGGUUUCUCUGCAGCACUUCCAUUUUGAGAACACAAAUUGGACGUACAAUCCAGUCUGGUCUUCAUUUUUUCCCCCCUUUGAUCUCAUUCUUUUAUUAUGUGGUUCUAGCACUGCAAAGCCUGUUUUUCUGUUCAUCACUUAAUUUGACAUGUAAGCAAGCACAUCGAAAAAAGGAAGUUAGUUUUUAGUUAGUUAGUUUUGGCUGGUAAAAGUUUGUUGAGAACCAUUUUCGCCUCCUUUUGGUAACAGAAAACAUUCUACCAGUUUCUGUGAAUGCAGUAUAAAUGACCUAUGUGUCUGAUUGCAGGUUAGGAUGUGUGGAGUAGCUAUUACAGCAGUGUCCUUUUAACGAGAUGCUAAAGCUAAAAGCGAUGAACAAGGACCAUAUGCACUGCUUAGGCUAUAGUGCCUUACAUAGGUACCUGUUUAAAACUAGACAAGCCGCACUCAUCGGUUAAUAUUUCCCCCCUUAAUCAGCUGUCUGGCGUUUGCUACUCAAAUUACUCGCUUUAUUGCAUGUUACUGAGCUUGACCACUUUUCUAAUAAUGAUUCCUAAUCGUUCCAGUGACCAAUGACAUUUUAUUUCACACAUCCAGCAGGAUUUGCUCUGAUGAGAUUUAUAAGGAGCUCAAAAUCCUCCAGUGUACCACUUCUGUUGAUCAGUUUGUACAGUGAAGAAGAUAUCACCUUUAUAUUUUGAUUUCAGCACUUUUCAGCUGUUAGGACUUGUGCCGGCAACAUAUUAUGAAGUGUAAAUAUAUAGUUAUUUAAAAAGAGUUGCUCUGUGAGGGCCUUGGCAUUUUUAUGUUCUUGUGAUAAUGGUUAAGAGGCCUUAGAUGAGUCGUGUGCAAUAAUCCUUAUUGGUUGUUGAGGGUGCGUAUUGAUCGGCUCAAGAAGCUCUCAAUAUGUCCUUACCUCCAUCUCCACUGACCUACCAUAACUUCAUAGGUCUGUCUGAUUUUUCUAAACUGCUAAACACUGAUGUGUACUCAUUCUAAAUCUUAUAUUUCUGGAGCAAAUAACACCAUUUUAGGGGUUUUUAGAUGCACCUUGUUCAAACUGUUUCUGCUGACAAUGAUUGUCGUUAACAUGCCGAAGUGUAACGUCUGUUAUUGGAUUAACUUUUGUUUUUGUGUAGUAAUGCCACCCAUACAAGGUGACCUUUCUCUCCAGCCGCAUGGCAGUGUUAUACGCUUGUGAAUUUGGCUCUUCAGGUUCUACUAAUUUCCCCCUUUUUUUUCUUUUUUUUCUCAUACAUGACGACAAAUGUCUCUGUGAUUGGAUCUUUUUCAUCUGUAGCUCGACAUACACUAUGUGGCAGUUUUUGAUUUUAGCACAAAGUGGAUGUGAUGUUAAGAGCGUGUGUCACAUACCCUGGCAGAACCCCAAAGCAGAAAACUAAAGCUUAUUCUUCUACAAGAUUGUUUGUAUACUACUGCUGUCAUAUAUGUGUAGUGUGGCCCGUGUUUUAUGUGUUAAGGUGCUGGUCUCUGAAGUGAUGAAAAUGAAAAUAUGUACAUAUAAAGGAGAAGUACACAAUCUAA